Molecule: messenger RNA, 3114 nt
Organism: Mus musculus (house mouse)
Lineage: Eukaryota; Metazoa; Chordata; Mammalia; Rodentia; Muridae
Gene: Clcc1
Product: chloride channel CLIC-like 1
Exons: 11
Coding region: 404-2038 (544 amino acids)
Biological process (GO): endoplasmic reticulum calcium ion homeostasis; chloride transmembrane transport
Cellular component (GO): endoplasmic reticulum membrane; endoplasmic reticulum; mitochondria-associated endoplasmic reticulum membrane contact site
Molecular function (GO): chloride channel activity
Source: RefSeq, marked validated
GAGUCCGCUCGGGACUCCAGUCCGAGUGCACCGUGUUUGAGGUAGGCGGCUCGGCGUCUUCCGCGGCCGGGCUGGCCCGGGUCCCUCUGAAAGAGCAGGCAGGACCCUCGACGUGAGUGGGCGCUCUUCGGUGUGUCGGGGCGGCCCGCGGGUCUGCGUGGGAGGCGGCGCGGCAGCGUGAGAGGUGCCGGGGCCUGGGCCCGUGGCGAUUCCCUGUUCCGUCUUACGCGGGUAGACAGCGCCCGCCAGUCAUUCCCCUUGUCUCGGCUAACCCUGCGAAUAUACCGAGCGGCCCACCCUGGGGCAAGAGCAUCCUUGCUUGUGUUAUCUGAAACCUUGGCAGAAUCUGCAACAAAUACUGACGGCCAAAAAAUUAUAUAUAUAUAUUGGAUUUGUUGGAGUAAUGGCCUUAUUCAGGAUGCUGUGUCGGCUGCUCCUUUGUGAAUGUCUGUUGCUGAUAACGGGUUAUGCUCAUGAUGACGACUGGAUUGACCCAACAGAUAUGCUUAACUAUGACGCUGCUUCAGGAACGAUGAGGAAAUCUCAGGUGAGGUCUGGAACAUCAGAGAAGAAGGAAGUGAGCCCUGACUCGUCAGAAGCCGAGGAACUGUCAGACUGUUUGCACAGACUGGAUUCUUUAACUCACAAGGUUGAUAGUUGUGAAAAGAAGAAAAUGAAAGAUUAUGAAAGUCAAAGUAAUCCUGUUUUCAGGAGAUAUCUAAAUAAGAUUUUAAUUGAAGCUGGCAAGCUUGGACUCCCUGAUGAGAACAAAGUAGAGAUGCGUUACGAUGCUGAGAUUCUCCUGAGCAGACAGACACUGUUGGAGAUUCAGAAGUUCCUCAGCGGAGAGGAGUGGAAGCCCGGAGCCCUGGACGACGCACUAAGUGACAUUUUAAUCAAUUUUAAGUGCCAUGAUUCAGAAGCAUGGAAGUGGCAGUUUGAAGAUUAUUUUGGAGUAGAUCCAUAUAAUGUGUUUAUGGUUCUCUUGUGUCUGCUCUGCCUUGUGGUGCUGGUGGCUACAGAGCUGUGGACUUAUGUUCGCUGGUACACACAGAUGAAACGGAUUUUCAUCAUCAGCUUUCUCUUGAGUUUAGCAUGGAAUUGGAUAUAUCUGUAUAAGAUGGCUUUUGCUCAGCAUCAGGCUAACAUUGCUGGGAUGGAGCCUUUCGACAAUUUAUGUGCUAAGAAGAUGGAUUGGACUGGAAGUCUCUGGGAAUGGUUUACAAGUUCAUGGACCUAUAAGGAUGACCCAUGCCAAAAGUACUAUGAGCUCCUAAUAGUCAACCCUAUUUGGUUGGUUCCACCAACAAAGGCUCUGGCGAUUACAUUCACUAACUUUGUAACGGAACCAUUAAAGCACAUUGGAAAAGGAGCAGGUGAAUUCAUUAAAGCGCUCAUGAAGGAGAUUCCAGUGUUACUUCAGAUUCCGGUGCUGGCGAUCCUGGCGCUGGCUGUCCUGAGCUUCUGCUAUGGUGCUGGAAGGUCAGUUCCUAUGCUGAGACACUUCGGUGGUCCUGACAGAGAACCUCCCCGAGCACUUGAGCCAGAUGACAGAAGACGACAGAAGGGACUUGACUAUAGACUCCAUGGUGGAGCAGGUGAUGCAGAUUUCUCUUACAGGGGCCCAGCUGGCUCCAUCGAGCAAGGCCCUUAUGACAAAAUGCAUGCGAGUAAGAGAGAUGCUUUGAGACAGAGAUUUCACUCUGGCAACAAGAGCCCUGAAGUGCUCCGGGCAUUUGACUUACCUGACACAGAGGCACAAGAACAUCCAGAAGUGGUCCCCAGCCAUAAAUCACCCAUUAUGAACACAAACCUUGAGACUGGUGAACUCCCAGGAGAAAGCACCCCGACAGAAUACAGCCAGUCUGCCAAGGAUGUCUCUGGCCAAGUUCCCAGCGCUGGCAAAAGCUCACCCACAGUGGACAAGGCCCAGCUGAAGACAGACUCCGAGUGCAGCCCACCAGGAGGCUGCCCACCCAGCAAGGAAGCUGCAGUGGCAGCACACGGGACUGAACCUGUCAGCAGCCCAUGUGGCUAAAGAACAAUGCACAGAGCAACCACAGCUCCAGCCAUCUUUGAAGUCUGUAUUGACUCUUCAUCCUUCCUUACAAAUUUACUACAAAGCUGCCAACUUUAAAUUAGUAAUUUUACAGACCAUCAGAGUACCUCUUAGCUGUUAGGAUAUAGCUCAUAUUUUAGAACAAGGUUUUAUAAAAUUUACAUUUUUAAGUUACUGCUUUAGCAGAUAGACACCAUUAAGUGAGCUGAUACUAUCAGGCGUUUAACUAACAUUAAAUGUUUCUUUGGCUACACUGCUACAUGACAGCUAGCAAAGCAGGAGCCAACUGAUCAAAGUGUGUUGGCUGACAGAAGUCCUCUGAAACCUAGUUUACUAACAGGGUAUUUAAUGCAGGCUGGGUCUGCUGCUGCCACAGAGUCAGGCACCUGUGUUUUUAUGUAGGCUACCUGCAGAACGACGUGACUUUCUGGUUAUGGGGCCUGUCUCCUUGUCAUCCAUUCUACAUUAGGUCUUACUAAGACAAGCCUGGAUGGUCUGGUUCUAGCGAUACUUGAGUUUCACACUUUGUCAGUGACUGUGGGAAUGGCUUUAUUCUCUACCAUGUAGUACCAGAUUUAGAAAGCCCCAUUUUCAUGUUUGGAAUCGUGCAGUUGCUUUGAUGCUAUUCAGUUUACUAUACUGUCUUGGCUAAAUGUAAUUCUGGUUUUCAGAGAGGUGUAGAUAGAGAACAAGAUGUAUUAACAUUUUUGAGUCAACAUUAUGUUGGUGAUUUUAAAGUGCAUUCUCCAUUUUAUACCUUUAAAAAAGCAAUUUAUGUAUUUUGUACACGUCCUAGCUAGCACUCUUUCUGUGCACGCAGGUGUCCUUUGUUGUUGCAACCAUAUCUACACUGCACAUUUUAUUCAGAUGAGACCGCUCAAGAAUUAAGUCUUGAAAUUAAUUACCAGGCAGGCUGCUUCAACAAGGACAUUUUGUCUGAACAGUUGAUUUUUGAUUUCUUUCUACAAAUGUGUGAUCCUCCUUUUUUUUCCUACCUCAGUAUCUGAAAAACCAACUUUAUAUGCCAAUAUAACUUUCUUGUUUAUCAUUGUAAA